Dioscorea cayenensis subsp. rotundata (Guinea yam) is the source of this 387-nucleotide messenger RNA. RefSeq lists its product as uncharacterized. Bases 1 to 387 code for a protein of 128 amino acids. NCBI's taxonomy places the organism in Eukaryota, Viridiplantae, Streptophyta, Magnoliopsida, Dioscoreales, Dioscoreaceae. The record is from RefSeq and is a predicted model, not a curated record. The transcript has a single exon.
AUGGUGGUGAAGCUUCAAUCAUUACAACAGGGCUUUGAGAACCUUUGCAUCAUAGGCAAUGAGGGUAUUCUGGAUUAUGUGACUCAUGUCGGAGAGUUGGUGAAUCAAAUGAGGGUGUUCAGUGAUAUUGUUUCUGAAGCUAUGAUGGUUGGGAAAGUUCUAAGAAGUAUGGGAGCUAGAUACAAUCACAUAGUUAUUGUAAUUGAGGAUUCGAGGGACAUCACCAAGCUCACAUUAGAUGAGCUCACAGGGUCGCUGUCUUCUUACAAAGCAUGCUUGAUUAGCCAGUCUAAUCAAGGGGAUGAAAAGGUCCUUCAUGUAAUAAAUGAACUAUCUUUAUUGAAGGAAGUGGACAGGAAUCCAUCUAGAGGUCGAGGAAAAGGUUAG